This is a messenger RNA of Mercenaria mercenaria, 1725 nucleotides long. RefSeq lists its product as uncharacterized. The transcript has 2 exons. NCBI's taxonomy places the organism in Eukaryota, Metazoa, Mollusca, Bivalvia, Venerida, Veneridae. The coding region runs from base 162 to 827 and encodes 221 amino acids. The record is from RefSeq and is a predicted model, not a curated record.
AAAGUCUUAUGCUAUGAGUACUUAUUUCAAUGUCUUAAAACCUUCAAAGCAAUCAGCUCUCCUCUAGCGUUAAGCAAGUUAAGCAAGUUUUCGCAAAAAUUAAAGACAAUUUUCUUUGAAGUGCAAUAUUCUUAUAAGUUUAUAAAUAAUUUAGAGAGAUUAUGGCUGCACGUCCGGAUUUACAGAAGGGUUACUUAGGGCCACAGUCGAAGUUCGAGGAGUUCGGACUCAGCACCGUCACACAUCAGGAUCCAGAAAUCAACAUUGACUCUAACCAAGUAGAAGUACAAAUACGUGUCAGCAAGCCAACUAAAGUCACAGCCAACCUUACGAGCUGUGCAAAAAACGAGGAACUGCCACAACAUGUGUUCACGCAGACGAAAGAUGGCGUAGUUUCCGUCAAGGUUUCUCUCCCGGAAGUGGGAUAUUAUAAGCUCCAAAUAUUUGCUCUUCUCCUACCAGACGACAGUAAAACACUUCCGGGUGUGUAUAACUAUUUGAUCAACUGCUCAAGAAUAGCAUCCGCCGUCGCCACUUAUCCAAAGCAAUUUGCUCAGUGGAAAGAGGGUUGCUACAUUGUAUCGCCAAGUAAUCUCGACCCUAACGUGAGUUUGGCCGAAACUAAGUUUGAGGUGUUUAUACCAAAAGUGAAGUCAGCCGCGGUGGUAGCGGACGGAAGUUGGACACAUCUUAACCAAAAUACCGCUGGUCUUUGGGAAGGAACGGUCAACCUUGACCCAUAUCGUUUCAAGGACGCAAAGGUCACACUUAACGCCAACUAUGGAGAUGACAACAAGUUUUCCACUCUUCUCGAGUACAAAGUUUAACACUUGCCGUAUUAUACACGAAAGAGUUAUACAGUAUAAUAAACUUAAGUAUAUAGCUAUAGACUCACACUUAGUCUAGGUCUCUAUAUAUCACAAGCCUAGCAUUUAUAGUAUUGACAAUCCAGCAGAAAACAAUAUGACAGAAAUGCGACAGACACACGUAGUGACUAGUUUAACCUUUAGCCUGCUGGUGGCAAGUGAUUCUGCCUUUGCGACCAGUGCAGACCAAGAUCAGACCAAGAUCAGACUGCACAUCCGUGCAGUCUGAUCAUGGUCUGCACUGUUCGCCAAUCAGUCAGUAUCUUUUUGGUAUGCACCCCUUUAAACAGUUAAUGGUACUGUCCAAAUUGAAAGAUGGACAAGUUCAUUAUAGAAAUUUAGCAGGGUAAGGGUUAAAUGACAAGCAUAAACAAAUCACGUCGUGAAAGGUUACGAUAGAAAAGUGAUUUAGCAAAUAUACUGGAAAGGAAUAUGAAUGUAAUCAGAUUUGCUUACGAAAUACAUGGCAUUAUGAAAACUGACGAUAUCGUUGUCAGAGUGAUUCAGAAACUACUGUUGCUACUGGAUGACAUUUUCAUUCAAGAUGACAUUUGAACAUUCUGUUUCCUAGAAGAUUUCAACUAUAGUGGAAACUGUUUCAUAAUAACGCUUAAUAAAGAACAACAGGAAACGAAAUGAAAAAACAAAUGUAAACACCAUGCAUGUAGUAACUUGAAGCGUAAGGAGAGGCAAGAUAAUUCUCAAGAAACUAGUAUUUAAAGUUUUUGCUCUAUUAAAAUAUUACAAAUGCUUUUCUAACAAGAAAAAUGUAAUGUUUUGUAUCAAAACAGCUGACAAACAAGCUGGAUAUUUUGUAAAUGCAGUAAAUAAUGAAAAAAAUACACACAAAGGGCUUUUA